GAGAGAGAGAAGCAGCAAGAUCAGGAUCAAGACAAGGAAAUGGAUGAAGAAGAAGGAAGAGGAAGAGGAGGAGAGGAGGACGAGGAGGAAGGAAGGAGAUUAGCAGAGAUUGUGAAGGAAACUCAUCGUCUUUUGAGAGAGAGAUACAAAGAAGAAGGAGAGGCGGUGUGGGCGGAACAUUUGCAGAAGGAAGAUCGACUCAAACAAUAUUCCAUAGCGAUGAGAAAUUUGGCAACGAGACACUGGCCGGCCGACACUGAGGCCAGCUCCUCUCGUGUGGGGUGGGUGCGGGCUGCGGUGAGGGAGUAUUUCUAUGAACGGGGCUUUGAGACGGCCGCUGAGAAGGAGAUGAGGAAGCUCCAGCACCUUGGCUUGACUCCAGACCAGCCGCUGUGUUGCAUUCCACCACAGGGCAGACUAAGAGUGUUGGAUGUUGGCAGCUGUUACAAUCCUUUCACUGUGUUUCCAGAGUUUGACGUCACAGCAAUGGAUCUCUACCCCGCCCAUGAGUCUGUGUUGAAAGGAGAUCUCUUAAGUCUCAAGAUAGAAGAGGCAACAGAAAACGGAACUGGAAAGAAAAUGGAAGAAGAAGAAGAAGAAGAGAAGAAGAAAGAGGAAGGAGAAGAAGAGGAGGAGAAGGAGGAGGAGGAGGAGGAGGAGGAGGAUGCGAGAUUGAAGAUGACGGGAGAAAUAGAUGAAGAAGAACCAAAACACCCCAAAACACCCCAAACCACCACAAAAACACCCAAAACCACCACAAAACACCCACACACACCUGCACAGACACACACACCCACCCCAGCACACCCCAACGCACCCCAGACACUAACCAGCGUACCCCAACAGUCCUUUAAUGUCGUAGUAAUGAGUCUUCUGUUAGAGUAUUUACCUUCGCCAAAUCAACGUCGAAAUUCGUGCGAAAAAGCUUAUAAUUUAUUGACCCCAGGUGGAAUAUUGGCGAUCGUGACCCCGGACAGCAAACACGAGGGCGCCAACUCCCAUAUUUACCAGCUGUGGCGCGCGACUUUAGCUUCUAUGGGGUUCGGAAGAGUGAGAUACGAGAAACGGUCGCAUUUUCACGGUUUCUUGUUCCGAAGGGGUUUUUGCCGCGCUGCCUGGGUUGCCGACUUUCCCAGGCUCCUCCAGGGUGCCAUGAAGGCCUGGCACUCCCUUCGGCACAAGCUAAAAGGGAUUGACUACUGCAAAGUGAGACAGGAGAUGUAUAUUCCGCAAGAUUUUGUCUGUGGUGGUGGUGGUGGUGGUGGUGGUGGUGGUGGUGGUGGUGGGGGAAGAAGAGGAAGAAGAAGAAGAAGGAGGAGGAGGAGG
This is a messenger RNA of Portunus trituberculatus (swimming crab), 1326 nucleotides long. RefSeq names its product S-adenosylmethionine sensor upstream of mTORC1-like (gene Samtor). The transcript is spliced from 7 exons. The record is from RefSeq and is a predicted model, not a curated record. Gene Ontology annotation, biological process: negative regulation of TORC1 signaling. Lineage: Eukaryota; Metazoa; Arthropoda; Malacostraca; Decapoda; Portunidae. The annotation marks the transcript as partial.